GGCUGGAGCGCGGGGCGGGCGGGGUGCGGGGCGGGCGGCGCUUGGCACGCGGCCCGGCGCGCCGCCCGCGGCCCGCCAGUACACCUCCGACCAGCGAUGCUGUGCUGUCUCCGGAAAUAGAAUCCGACCGGGUGCGCGAGUGUGAGUGCAAAUGACUGAAAGCCCGACUUAGGCGGGCCGGACUUGUAUAAAAUGUGGACCAAAAGAUUUACACUAUGGAGGUUAGCGUUGUGCACACUGCUGGUGGCGGCGGCGCUGUCGGCGACGGCGCGAGGUGACGAGGAGGUGCCUUCAGAAUCACAAUGUCGUCCAUAUAUCGAAAAAGCCCUCAAAGGGCUGGAAUCAGGAGAUGCCGAAACAGAAGAUUCCGCAGUGAAAAACGACAGUAGUGAAGUAAGUGUAGAUGAAGAUACGAAUGAAGUGAACUCGGCGGAAGAUGGAGGUGAGGCUGGAGACACCAGUGAGGAUGAUGCACCGUCCAUUGAAGUUGCUGAGGAGCCUUACAUACCACACACUUCAGUGGAAGAGGUAGAGUCUAAGCCUUCCGAAGAGGAAGAUCAAAAGGAUGACGCUACGGCUGAAGAAACCGACAGUGACGAUGACAAAACAGUAGAGGACAGCAAGGCUGACGAUGAUGACGGAGACAGCAAAGAACAAGCAUCUGCUGAAGAACAAGCAGCUGAUACAGACAGCGAUGAAGAGAAAAAGGAAGACGAGGCUAAAGAUGACGAAGAAUCCAAGGAAGGUGAUGAACAGCAAGAUGAAGACAGCAAAGAAGUAGAUGAACAGUCUGAUGAGCCAGCCACACAAGAUGAUGGAUCCGAUGAACAGGCAGAUGAUGACCAGAAAGAAUCAACAGAAGCCUCCGAAGAAACAAAGGAUGAAUCUGAUGGUGAACAAAGUGACAAAAAGUCAGUAGAAGAUGACGAAGGAUCUCAAGAAGAAAAGGCUGAAUCUGGAGACGACGAUGACUCCAAGCAAUCCGAAGAAGACAAAGAAGAGACUGAUGAAAAGUCAACAGAAGACAAAGAUGAAUCCAAAGAGCAAGAAUCUGAAACCGCUGAAGAAGUAGAUAAAUCAGAGGUAGAAGAAGAAUCUGCAGCCACUGAAGCAGAAACAGAGGAAGAUAAAGAAGACGAGAAGUCUGAAGAAACAGCUGAAGCAAGUGAAGCUGAUGAUGCUUCUGAAGAAAAAGAAGGUGCUGAAGCUGACACUGAUGCUGAGGCAGACGCCAGCAAGGAGGAAUCCGCUGGCGAAGAUGAAUCUGCUGCUGGCGAAGAGUCUGCCGGAGAAGAGGAAUCUACUGAUGAAGAGGAUGAAGGUGCACCCGAAGAAGAUCUGCUUAUUGAGAAAGAAAUCCCGAAGAACCUAAGGUCUCGCGAGCACAUCACCAAAAUCCUCAGACUGGACGAAGAUGCCAAUGAAGAUGAAAUCAUCAUUGAAAAAUCUGCUGACAUCAUCCUUAGAGACUUGAAGAAGCUGUACGAAGGAUCUAUCAAGCCCCUUGAGGCACUCUACAAAUACAGAGACCUAAGUAACAGGCACUUUGGCGACCCAGAAAUCUUUUCUAAGCCUCUUGUUCUGUUCAUGGGACCUUGGAGCGGUGGAAAGUCGAGCAUUCUGAACUACAUCACUGGGUUGGAGUUCACCGACUGGUCUCUAAGAACAGGAGCUGAACCAUCCCCAGCUUACUUCAAUAUUCUCAUGCACGGCAAGGAACCUGAGGUACUCGAUGGUACUCAACUGGCUGCUGAUUGGACCUUCUCUGGACUUCAGAAAUUCGGACAAGGUCUCGAAGAAAGACUCAGAGGGUUGAGGUACCCUAGCAAACUGCUUGAAAAGGUGAACAUUGUGGAGAUCCCUGGUAUCUUGGAGGUGAGGAAGCAAGUGUCUCGCGUCUUCCCCUUCAACGACGCCUGCCAGUGGUUCAUCGACCGCGCAGACAUCAUCUUCCUCGUCUACGAUCCCUCCAAACUGGACGUUGGACCUGAAACUGAGGCUAUCCUUGAUCAACUUAAGGGCAGAGAAUCUCAGACUCGCAUCGUCUUGAACAAGGCAGACACUGUGAAGCCUGAGGAGCUGAUGCGCGUGCAAAGCGCCCUCAUCUGGAACAUUUCUCCCCUCAUGAGCUCUGCGCAGCCGCCGGUCAUGUACACAGUAUCUCUGUGGUCGCUUCCCUACGAGGCUGGGGCGCCGGUCAGACUGCUGCAAGCCCAGGAACGGGAGCUCUUCAAGGACCUCCGCAACGCUAUUGACAAGCGUAUCGAGAACAAGAUCGCUAGCGCGAGACGUUUUGCCGUCCGCGUCAGAAACCACGCUAAGAUGGUUGACUGCUACCUCACAACCUACUACAACCACAAGACGAUCUUCGGCAACAAGAAGCUCAUCGCUGAAGCCAUCAUCGAGAACCCUCAGAACUACCACAUCUACGAGGGUCUCAGCACUCUCACUAACAUUUCCAGGUACGACUUGCCGGAUCCAGAGACGUACCGCGACUUCUUCCGUCUGAACAGCCUAUACGAGUUCCAGCAGUUAUCGGCCACCUGCACCUACUUCCGAGGCUGUCCAAUCACGAAGCUGGACGUGGCCAUCGCCUAUGACCUCCCUGAGCUGGUCGGCCGCUACAAGAAGAUGGUCGAGACCGCCACACCCCAGGGCAUGCCCAAGAGUUGAUGCACCCCCGAACGAACGACACCCCGCUUUUAAUACCCGCUUCUUAUACCGCGAUUGGUUUGAUGUAUUUUGGGCACAUCUUGCAUUUCUAUUUUAAUAAAAUCGGGCGUUUUUUUUUUCGUUACGGCAAAUCGCAUUUCAGUUGUUUA
Plutella xylostella (diamondback moth) is the source of this 2822-nucleotide messenger RNA. Its product is annotated as sarcalumenin. Gene Ontology annotation, molecular function: GTP binding. The record is from RefSeq and is a predicted model, not a curated record. Lineage: Eukaryota; Metazoa; Arthropoda; Insecta; Lepidoptera; Plutellidae.